GCGCACGCCGGAGACCGAGCUUCAUGUAACACAGGGACUGUCCCCGCAAAUCAAGCUCCGGAGGAAACUAUGAGAUUUGCCCUGCUCUGCGGAGCGAACGGAGAGGCACAUUCCGUGAGAGACGAGGGCCGUGACGUCACUUCCGGCGGGCGGGGUGUCAGGGACUAGAUGGUGAAAGCAGCCCCGGUGUACAGUGACUGGAGCACGGAAAUGACCUAGAGGCCUUACAAAUACAUUGUGCGCAUUCUUUCUCCAGAGUGAACUCAAUCUGGGAGCUGCACUUGUUUCCGCUGUAACAAAACUACCUCAACAAGCCCAGAGAGGAAGACGAGGGGAGGGGAACUUCCAGCAGCAAAUCUGUCAAGAACACAGUAUUAGAGGCACCUCAGUGCAGACUGGAUCUGCCGGACUGUAGCAUCUACACAAAUCCCUAUUGUUCUCCCUUCAUUUACAAGACUCGGAUCGAUUCAUACCUACCAGCUGUUGAUCAGUGUUUUGGUCUUUUGAUUUUUUUCUUCUUUUCCUUUUUUUUUUGUUUUGUCUUUGUGUGUUGGCUUCUUUGUUGGAAGGGACGUUGAAAUUCUGUGUAUACGCUUUAGCAUUCUUUUCCUGUUACACUCCUGGUUUGGAUAAGUGAAAGUUGUUGCAUUCAUUAAUUUUUUUGGCUGCAGUGGAAUAGUGGAAACUCUUCUGUGUUGACGGGAAGGGUUAACAGGACCAGAGCCCUUGGUGAAAGAGACGCAUACAUCUCAUUGUGGAAUCCUUCAGCUGGCUUCCAAACUACUAGUUGGGAACUGCAGCUGGGCUGCACUGAAUACUAAGAAACCCUAAGUCAGUGGAUCUGCUGCCUUUCUGUCUCGACUCUUUCACAUUACACAGCCUGCCUUGUGGAAAUGCCUUGUACAAAACCUAUGUUUGCCACUCUGCUCUACUAUUGGACAUAGCCAAACAACAGGAAGUGGUUUUGUAGGCACAACUGAUUUUAGGUUAGGGGCACCUGUGGCUAGUAAGUGACCUAUGUAUUGCUGCAGCGCACAGGAAAGCAAAAUGGACUACAAGAGGCGGUUUUUGCUUGGCGGGUCCAAGCAAAAGGUGCAGCAACACCAGCAGUACCAGAUGCCUGAGCUCAGCCGGACUCUGAGCGCACCCUUGGCCUCAACUACCCCUUUAGUAUCUUCGGCUAACACGGGCAGCUGCCCUCACCCUGCAGCCCACACUACACCCAUAGCGGAUAUCCAGCAGGGUAUCUCCAAGUAUUUGGAUGCGCUCAAUGUUUUCUGCAGAGCCAGCACUUUCCUCACUGACCUAUUCAGCAGCGUUUUCCGUAACUCGCACUACUCAAAGGCAGCUAUGCAACUCAAAGACGUGCAGGAACAUGUCAUGGAGGCUGCCAGUCGACUCACUGCAGCAAUAAAACCAGAGAUAGCAAAAAUGCUGAUGGAGCUGAGCGCAGGGGCUGCCAACUUUAAAGACCAGAAUGAGUUCAGCCUUCAGGAUAUAGAGGUGCUUGGUCGCUGUUUUUUGACUGUAAUGCAGGUUCAUUUUCAGUUCUUGUCCCAGGCGUUGCAGAAAGUGCAGCCUUUUGCUGAAGCGAUAGCACAUGAGCGUAAGAACGCUCCUGUAUCCAGUGACCUGAGCCCCACAAGAGAGCUGGAUGAUGCUGUGAGGACAUGGCGAGGAGCUACCGAGGCUACGAGCCGCUUGCGAGAGAGAGAUUGUGAUGGAUCCUUGGCUGGGUUAGAAGUUCAGCAGCUCUUCUGCUCACAAAGCCUCGCCAUCCCAGAGCAUCACCUCAAGGAACUGAACCUGAAGAUCGACAGUACAUUACAGGCAUAUAGGAUGGCCCUGGAAAGUUUAGGUCACUGUGAAUAUGCAAUGAAGGGUGGCUUCCACCUCAAUCCCAAGGCUAUUGAAGAAUGUCUGAAGGGCUGCUGUAGUGAUGCAGAGGCACAACAAGCUGGGAGAAGACAGACGCCCCCUCAGCCAAUACAGUGCGAGCUCCCCACCGUACCCGUACAGAUUGGUCCCCACUUCCUGAAAGGAACUUCAUUUAAUGAGUCUUCAACUGAUAACCUAAAGCUGAAGACGCAUGCAAUGCUGCAGCUGAUCAAAGAAGUUGAUGUACACAAUGGCAUUAAUAACAGGGAUGAAACCGCAGUCACUGAAAUUCUCAAUCAAGUGUGUCCUUCCACAUGGCGGGGGGCAUGUAAAACUGCAGUGCAGUUGCUUUUUGGCCAGGCUGGUCUGGUGGUUGUUGAUACAGCACAGAUUGAGAAUAAGGAAGCCUAUGCACCACAGAUCAGUCUGGAGGGCUCAAGGGUUGUCGUGCAAGUUCCAUCCACUUGGUGUUUGAAGGAAGACCCGGCUACUAUGUCUUUGCUGCAGAGGAGUCUAGACCCAGAGAAGACUUUAGGGCUAGUGGAUGUUCUGUACACAGCAGUGUUUGAUAUCACACGCUGGAAGGAGGGCCGGGAGCAAGCAUUGCCAAUGAUCCAAAUUCAGCUACAGAGAGAAACAUCAGAGUUUGGAAACCAGAUAGAUCUUCCACAUGGGAAUGGCGGAAAGUCGGCUGGUGGACUGCAAAAGACCUUCUCAAAACUGACUUCACGAUUCACAAAGAAAGUUUCCUGUAGCAGCUCUGGUCACAGUGGAAGUUACUCUGUCCCUCAGACCCCCUCCAAACAUGUCUUAACCACUAAUAACUCAGAUGAAAAGGGGAAACUACCCAACCACACAGACUCCAAGCUACAGAGCAUGCUGACCUUAGGAAGCUUCUCCAGGUCCAUGGACAACGCCAGCCACAGCACAAACAGUCAGUUAGUAAAUGGGUUUCUUGUCGACCGCAGAGAGGACUUGUUUAAAGGCGAUGAUCCAAAGGAUGAGAAAGGCAUGAACUUGCCUUCUGAUCAGGAAAUGCAGGAUGUCAUUGAUUUCUUAUCCGGCUUUAAUAUGGGCAAGUCUCAGCAGACAUCACCUGUAGUCAAAAGGAGAAAUUCCACUACAUCCUGUGUAGCACCAGAGCAGAAGCAAGGGACUGUUAAGCCACCAUCACAGCCAGUAAUGCAUCCUCCUCCAAUGCAUCCUCCAACUCAGUCACAACAACAACUGCAGCAGCAACAACCUGGACUGUUACAGCAACCUCCCCAGCUGCCGAUAUCACAGAAACAACAACUGCAGUAUUAUCAGCACUUGUAUCAGCCAAUUGGUCCGCAGCAGCAGCAACAACAAUCACAGCACCAGUCAGGAAAAUGGUUAAACAGUUCCUCCCAGCAGUCAUCGCCAGCUGUCGGGAGUGGCUUGUCUCCCCUUGGUCAACUAAGCCAAUGGAGCAGUCAGGGGGUCUCUGAUCUAAGCUCAGACUUGUAUAGUAUGGGGCUAGUCAGCAGUUUUAUGGAUAACAUGAUGUCUGAGAUGCUGGGACAAAAAUCUCAAGGACCUCGAAAUAACACUUGGCCAAACCGUGACCAAAGUGAAGGAGUGUUCGGGAUGCUUGGAGAUAUUCUGCCUUUUGAUCCUGCAGUUGGCUCGGACCCUGAGUUUGCACGGUAUGUAGCUGGGGUCAACCAAGCUAUGCAACAGAAACGGCAAGCGCAGCAUGUCAGACGCCCGAGCACCACACGUAGCAACUGGCCCCAUCCUGAUGACUCCCACAGAACCUGGCCAUUCCCAGAAUAUUUCUCGGAGGGAGAUGUAGUGAACAGCAGCUGGACGGGUGCUCAGGGAGAUUCCGCCAGUUCAAGUGACGAGACCUCAUCUGCCAAUGGAGACAGUCUAUUCUCUAUGUUCUCAGGUCCAGACCUUGUUGCUGCAGUCAAACAGAGAAGGAAACACAGCAGUGGUGAACAGGAGACUAACACACUACCAUCACCACCUCUCCUCUCCACGGUGGAUGAUCUCAACCAGGAGAACAAAACCAAAACUUGGCCUCCCAAGGCCCCUUGGCAGCACUCCUCCCCCCUCACCAAUACACUGCCCAAUCAGAGUUCUUCUUUAUACCACAUGACAAAUCCUGUGAGCCAGUGGAACGAUACAAUGCAAAUGCUGCAGUCACCGGUCUGGUCCACAGCCAAUGACUGUGCUCCGCCAGCGGGGAUCUCCUCAACGUAUGCUUACGCACAGCAGCAAACUCAACAGGCAAACAAAGGCUUUAAAUCUUUCCAGAUGAAGCACGAGCGUAGGCCCUCCUAUCUGCACCAGUUCUGACCAAGCUGCUAGACCUCCAUUUCAGCUGCGUUCCUGUGUUUGGUGUGUGUAUGGGGGGAGGGAGGGGUUUGCAGUCUCAUAACUGUUGUGAAAAGUAUGGGUUACUAACAGUAUAGGUUGUUUGGUUUUGAUCCUGUGUUGUAGUUUCAUUAGAGUGACUAAACAUCUCCAUUGUAAUCAUCUCCUACUGGAUAUCAGGGAUGAGAUGAGCAGUGUGAAUUUAAUGCACAGUCAUUCAGCAGUUUAGAGGAGCUCCCCUUUUACAUUUUUUCCACAACGCUCAGUAAAAAAUAUGGAUCCUACCCCGUGAUACUACAACCCCAUAGUGCCUCUUAUGCUUCACACCUAACCUUUGGUUCCCAUUAAAUUGCUAUUCCUACAUGGAGCUGCUUAUUUAUGCUGCACUCUCUGGGUUGCAGAUUAUUUUGUGGCAGACUGAGCCAUGCUGGUAGUACAUCCCCCGAUAGUUGUACUUACUAAGCAUAUUGGUUCACAGUACACCCCCUUGUCCCAGCAGGACUUUGGGCCCUGGGGGACUGCAGGUGUCUGUUUUAGAUGGAUGCCCCUUAUUGUUCAUUUUCUCCAGUAAGGAGACAACAGGGGGAUACCUUUCUGGGAUUAGCUGGUGCCAGUGGAGCCUCCAACCUGGUGGUUGCACAGGCCACACAUCAUCUUUUAAAAUUGCACCAACGCUGUAUUUAUAUGGAGAUGCUUAGGGUAUCCCCAUGUAAAUACAUCACAUUUCAGUGCAAAGGUUAGUUUAUUCUACACAAAUAAGCCCUAUUUAGGCUGCAGGUGCAUCUUUCCCUUUACUGUGCUGUUAGUAGAUUUAUUAUUCAUAAUGUCCAGGGGUGAGGGGCACCUACCCCAUAAAAGAAGUCCCCAAUAUUACAAGUUAUAAGAUGUCAUUCCUUGGCAGCUUGUUAGUGCCCCUAUGAUGGCCCUGGCAGAAAUGUUUCUACUUUCAUAAAGACAACUAAUGGAUAAAAAGGGGAAUUUUGUACUUGCUGUUAUAUCAUUUUCAUAAAUUAACCCCUUAAUCCCCUCCCUUUCCCUUCCUGUGGUGCUGGGAUGAGAUUGAGGGUGUUGUACUCUCCUAACUGCUGCAGGAUAAAGGCAGCGAGGACCUGAAUGCCUAGUGGCUACAGGUCAUGUCAUUAAACAACCUUUUUGUUUUCCUUUUGUACUUUAUUCACGUGGCCAAAGGCAUUAUGCACAUAACACUCCUGAAGAGAGAAUGUGAUUCUGGGAUAGUAAAAACUUUCAAUAUUCUUUAAAAAUAAUAAAAAAAAAAAAAGAAAAAUAUAUAGAAUAAAAAAAUCAAAUAUCUAUGUGAGCUGGCUCAGAAAUAUCUAAAUUAAAUAGCAGGUAGAUGACAAAAUCUAUUUUUUAAAGUGAAGCAUAAUGUCACUUAGACGUGCCAUGACACCGACCGGAAACCUACGGGAGCGGAGAUUCUUCCAACCAAAGUGGCUGUAGAGAUGCUUAUAAAUGGUGCUUACCACAAAAUCCGAACUCUUUCUGUACAGAUUCUCCCACCUUAUCCCGAUCGAUGUUACAAGAAAUAUUCUUUAUAUAUAAAUAUUAUUAUAUAUAUAUAGUUUAUAUGUAUUUAAAUCGUCAUUUCAUCUUUUGCAGAGGCCCUUACUGCUAAAUCCCUGUAUUUUCUAGAAUGGAAAGCAUAUAAAAAACAUAAAAAAAAUAAAUAUCCAAAACGUACUGACAGUAUUAAUCUUAUUUUUGUAUUUUUUCUUAAAUUGUUAUAUCGCUAAUCUGAGUUAACUUGUUACUGUUAGGGAGAGCUUGCUGAUAAAGGCGGCACAUUCUGAGAGUAAGCUUUGUUUUGUUUUUUUGCAAAGUUUAUCUAAAUAUACCAAAAACAUGUACAAAACACUAAACUCUAUAUAUAUAUAUAUAUAUAUAUAUAUAUAUAUAUAUAUAUAUAUAUAUAUAGAAA
This is a messenger RNA of Hyla sarda, 6160 nucleotides long. It is a transcript of the gene GARRE1, whose product is annotated as granule associated Rac and RHOG effector 1. Lineage: Eukaryota; Metazoa; Chordata; Amphibia; Anura; Hylidae. The coding region runs from base 1018 to 4203 and encodes 1061 amino acids. Gene Ontology annotation, molecular function: CCR4-NOT complex binding. Gene Ontology annotation, biological process: Rac protein signal transduction. The record is from RefSeq and is a predicted model, not a curated record. The transcript is spliced from 14 exons.